AUGGAGGACAACAAAGUAACCCCCUUGAACCACUUGAAUUCAAAGGAAGAUUUCCUCCGUCGUGUGCAGACUGCAGACAGUGUUUUCCUCCCUCGCGAUGUCUUCGAAGCGCUCUACCUCUCACCUGAGCGAAAUGUCCCCGGAGACUUGAGGAAGAAGUUUGGUAAUCCGACACCCGCCGCUCUGAUUGGGUUCGUCAUGUCCGCAACUCCAUAUGCUGCCGCAAACAUGGGCUGGCGUGGUGCAGGAGGAGACCUCAAGACACCAUUGAUGGUUCCAAAGGGGACGUUCCUGCUGCGAGUCUAUCUCAGAAUGACUGACAGUGUCCCCUACAGCCCAACAAUGAUCUUCUUCGGCGGUAUUCUCCAGAUCUUGGGCGCUAUCGGCGAAUGGAUUCUGGGCAACACCUUCUCGAUGUGCUUGUUCUUCACCUAUGGCACUUUCUGGAUCGUGGCCGGCACUCAACUCGUUCCCUGGUUUGGGGUCGGGGUUCAAUACUCCACCACAGGAGACAACUUUCAUGGAAUGACUGAACCGGCCUAUUUUGCCACUGUCGGAUUUUACUAUGUCUCUCUGGCUAUGAUCACCACCAUUUUCGCCAUCUGCGCUUUGCGGACCAAUGUCGUCUUCUUCUCUGCCCUUUUCACCCUGAUUUUUGCCUUUGGAUGUGCCGCUGGCGCUUUCUGGCAUCUCGCACUCGGAAACGCGGACACGGGCAACAAGCUGACUAUAGCAGCGGGAGCUUUCACGUGGGCCCUUACGAUGAUGGUGUGGUAUCUGCUCGCGGUUCAAUUGCUGGAAUGUGUCGACUUUCCACUCACGCUCCCCGUGGGGGAUCUGUCGGGAUUCAUCAAGGGAAAGUCUGAAAGGGCCGCGAAAAAGGUAGCAGGGAGUGCAAAUGAUAGUGGAAGUUAG
Fonsecaea nubica is the source of this 915-nucleotide messenger RNA. RefSeq lists its product as hypothetical. Bases 1 to 915 code for a protein of 304 amino acids. The transcript has 5 exons. Gene Ontology annotation, molecular function: acetate transmembrane transporter activity. Gene Ontology annotation, cellular component: plasma membrane. The record is from RefSeq and is a predicted model, not a curated record. NCBI's taxonomy places the organism in Eukaryota, Fungi, Ascomycota, Eurotiomycetes, Chaetothyriales, Herpotrichiellaceae.